AUGGACUCGUUCUAUAUCACGCCAAACUCUUCACUGGCACAAACUUUGUUUGUUGCUAGUUCAUUGAUACUGCCCAUAGUUCUCAUCUUCAUCCUCUCGCGUAAGAUCAGCGAUCGAUAUGUAGCCAAGUCUACACCACCUCUGCCAGCCACCGAUGAGAUUGUACGCCUGCGAGUGUACCCAGUGAAGUCAUGCCGGGGCUUCGAUGUGAAAUCGACAGAACUUCUACGGACAGGUCUAGAUCUGGAUCGUAACUGGAUGUUUGUCACCGUUGAUAAACACGAAUUCAUCACCAUCAGAGCGAACUCCAACAUGACUCUCAUCACGACAGCUUGGGAUGCUGACACCGAUACACUUACAAUUGCGCUGAAUGAACAUAAAAUUGAAAUACCGGCCCAUCCCAGCACGCAGUGGCUUGAGAAGAACACAGAACUGAAUAAGGCAGGCAUUUGGGGCGAGCAAACUGACGCUUGGGUAUACUCAGACACCCUCACGAAGCCCAUCUCCGAGUUCCUGAACAUGGAUGUCCGUCUGGUAUACAAAGGACCUACGCCUCGAGUACUACGUGGUAGCGGAGCCCCUCAGCGUCUGGGUCGUACGGAAUCCACCAAAUUUGCUGACAUGAUGCCUGUGCUGGUAAGUCAAAUGAGUUAUCGAUCAGCAGGCCUUGAACUUCUGCUAACGCGAGAUACGCAAAAGGUUGCUUCUAUGGCGAGCAUGGCCGAGUUAAACGACCGUCUCGCUGAUGCCGGGGAGGACAAGAUCGAAAUCGAGCGCUUCCGCCCAAAUAUCAUCAUCCGCGGCAGUGUGCCCUGGAUCGAAGAUGGAUGGAAGACUCUCCAAAUAGGAGAAGGUGAAAAUCGCCUUGAUCUCGACGUAGUUUGUCGCUGCCUGCGAUGCCAGGUGCCCAAUGUUCACCCUAUCACGGCCGCCAAGCACCCACGCCAGCCUUGGAACCAGCUGAUGAAGUACCGAAGAAUUGACCCUGGACUCAAGUUCAAGCCAAGCUUUGGAAUGCUUUGCGCACCAAGUGUCGAGGGUCACCUUGAAGUUGGGAUGAAGUUCCAGGUUACUGCCAUGACAAAGGAGCACUUCUUUAUAAGCCCGAUGAAAUAA
Messenger RNA from Fusarium coffeatum, 1116 nucleotides. RefSeq lists its product as uncharacterized. NCBI's taxonomy places the organism in Eukaryota, Fungi, Ascomycota, Sordariomycetes, Hypocreales, Nectriaceae. The record is from RefSeq and is a predicted model, not a curated record. The transcript has a single exon. Bases 1 to 1116 code for a protein of 371 amino acids. Gene Ontology annotation, molecular function: pyridoxal phosphate binding; catalytic activity; molybdenum ion binding.